Molecule: messenger RNA, 1954 nt
Organism: Orbicella faveolata
Lineage: Eukaryota; Metazoa; Cnidaria; Anthozoa; Scleractinia; Merulinidae
Source: RefSeq, a predicted model, not a curated record
UCUGCCGAGUCGAAUUCAAUUCAAUUAAGUGCGGCAGAAAUACGACUGCUGAUUUAUACGUCGAAUUUCUGCCGAAUUUAAUUCGUUAAAUUGAUACAUCCGUGUAUGUCGGUCAGCGGGAAAAUUUUACAAAGGGUACGUAACUAUCCAUUAUGGCGGACCAAGAUACUCAACGGAGGCUUUUUAUUUUGCAAAAAAUUAUUGAAGGAAGGCGAAGGAGGAGGCUGACAAUGCAACAGUAUAUGCUGCAUUGUCUUCAGCAAAAGCAUAGGUCAAUAAUUCAACUUUUGCUGUUGAUUGUGCUCAUUUUGUCCCGUGAAAAUGCAACACGAGUUUACCGAUCCUGUCGCCGACUGCCAAGAAGUACAGGUUGGUGGGAUAUUGUUUGGCACCAGUACUCGGAUGCUAAGUUUAAAAAGUUGUCCAGAGUACCAAGAGCAACGUUCCUGUUUAUUCUCAGUCGUAUCGAAGAUGACCUAGAACGAGAGACAGUCACUGAAGAACCUAUAUCAACAGCUUUCCGGUUAGCAAUCUGUUUGUACCGCCUUGAUAGAGGCGACUAUUACUACACCAUUGCGGAGAUGACUGGUCUGGGGGUGUCAACCGUAUGCGGUGUAGUUAGUGAAGUGUGUAGGGCAAUUGUUGAUAAUUUAUGGAAAGACUGCGUGCAACAACAUUUCCCAACAAGUGAAGCACAGUACAAGGAGAAGGUUUUAGACAUUGAGCAAUUGUGGCAGUUUCCAUAUGCCUGGGGCGCAAUCGAUGGAUAUCAUUUACCUUUAAAGUGUCUUGCUGGUGGUGCAGAAUCGCGAAAAGAAUACCAUAACUUUAAAAGCUUUUAUUCGAUUAUACUUAUGGCUAUUGUUGAUGCUAAAUAUAGAUUCAUUUGGGCUAGUUGUGGGUUCCCAGGGAAUUCUCAUAAUUUUUCAGUCUACUGAACGUUGGGAAGAUAUUGCAGAGAGAGAGAGAUAAUACCUAGUCUAGGUAGAAAUGUUAAUGGAGUAACUGUGUCACCUGUUAUCCAGGGAGACUCUGCUUUUUUUAUUUAGAACAUGGUUAUGAAACCAUUUAUAAAUGCUGUGCUUACUCCCCAACAACGGUUUUUCAACUAUAGGUUAAGUAGAGGGCGAAUGGUGACAGAAGGAGCAUACGGGCAACUUAAAGGCAGGUGGAGAAGUCUUCUUGGAAAAUGUGAAAGCAGACCAGAGGAGGUCAAAUUGACUUCAUUAGCCUGCAUUGUUCUCCAUGUUUGUCUUGACAGAGGUGACCCUAUUUCAAAAAAGCUUGAUCUGACAAGAAAUCCUUCCACAGGAGAAUUAAGGGAUAGACCAACAAUACGAAGACUUCUACAAAUGAGGAACUGCCCAAAGAUAAGGGACACUUGCCCACAGACAACCCGCAUUCGAAAUGCUCUUGUAGAAAAGUUUUGGAGAGAGCAAGAGGGACAUGGGUUAUGUUAGAUUUUUCUUGCCGAUAUAAAGUUGUUCAAAACAUUUUAACCCCAGAAUUGCUCAACUAGGAUAGUUAAUUAUGUUUGGACACCAAAAAAGCCUUUUUUUGUUCAUCUUGAGUCUGUCUCUUUUGAUCAUUGUUAUUUACACUGAUUACCUGUUAAAGGAUUUAACGCUGUUCUUCCUCGGCAGUCAUCCGUUGUUUUUAUUUGGCCGAGGCUUUUUUAAAGUAAUUAAUGACAUCAAGUUUUUGUUUUGGUUUGAUAGCAGCAAAGUUAUGGGAUCUCUCAAAUUUGAGAUAUUUACUUGGAGCAAACCUUGCCAGCCUUCAGCUUUCAUGUUAUUGAGGGAAAUAGUUUACGUUUUUUUGUUAUCUCAACUAAUGUUACAAUGUUGAAUGGUUGUAACAAAUUUAUUCCAUUUUCAUAUCCCCUUAGUAAUGGACCGGGAGGCGCGGUGGCCUCAUGGUUAGUGCGCUCGUCUCCGGAUCGAGCUGUCCGGGU